AUGCCCAGCAAAAGUUUCAAGGGAGCUCCAUUUGGAUCUCAGAAAACAAGAUUCGAUGUCACUGGUAUCCAUCCAAAGCUGAAGAUUCCUGGAACUUACACAGAAUUUCCUUACAGUACCAAAGUUUCAAAUGAAUCAAACCGAAGGGGUCCAGGAUCAUAUUUGAUUGACCUGAGCAGUUUUGGAGAAAGAGCCUUCAAUGAAAAAUGUUCAGGACCAGGAUGGGAGAGAGCUUUGUUAACAGAGCAACAAGCUAAAAUUCCUCAUAUAAAACAAAAACUAGGCCCUGGAACAUAUGAUAUAAAACAAUUCUUGGAUGACUUGGACAGAAAACCAACCAGUAUUUAUGGAAUUUGUAACAAAAAAAAUAAAAGAUUUAAGGACAUGUCUACAUGUGUCCCUGGUCCAGGCACAUACAAGUCCAAAUCAACAACCCAAGAAGAAAAAGAGAAAACAUCCUUUGGUUGUGUUGGAAUUAUUGAUGCAAGAACCCCACGAGAAAUUGCUAAAUGUAAUAAUAAUCCAGCACCUGGAACCUAUAAAUUAAGAAGUGAAGUGAACGCUUUGUUAUCCAAAGUUGUGAGUCAAAGAGGUCCCUAUGACCUCUUCACUGGGGUACGAAGUUAUCCAUUGACCACUGGACAUUGGGCAUUAGGGAAAAGAUCCAAUUUAGGUCCAGGACAAUAUGAAAUGAAAAAUCCAAUGGAAAAGCUAAAUCAUCCCCAUAAAAUUAAACAUGGGAAGUUUGCCAAAAUUGAUCGUUGGCCUGAUCCACCAACAGAAAGAAUUUUCUGGACUACUGAUUCAACAUACCCCAAGAAUCCUACAUUUCCAGGUCCUGGUGCCUAUAACCCACGAUAUCCUUCCAAACCAGUUACAAAACCUGUAGCACCAUUUUGGACAGCAACUAAGCGAAAUGAUAAAAAAUCACAAAAAGCAUUUUUACAAAAUUAUAAUAUGGUUGCUCCUGACCGUUAUGAUUUUCAAAGAUGGGAAGACAACCAAUUCAGAAAUGGUCAUCAGAGUGUGUUUAACUCUAAAACUGGACCUUGGUCAGAAAGUAUGUUCAAAGUAAUCCAAGAAAGACUUCGUCCUCGAAGUACAGGUGCUGCACCUCCACAACUUGACUGCCACAACAGUUAUGCAGUACACCGAGCACUUACAAUAAUGUGA
This is a messenger RNA of Acanthosepion pharaonis, 1173 nucleotides long. NCBI's taxonomy places the organism in Eukaryota, Metazoa, Mollusca, Cephalopoda, Sepiida, Sepiidae. The record is from the annotation of a GenBank genome assembly.